CGGCUGUUCACGUCGUUCUGUAAAUCUACAGUACCAGGGGGCCGAGAUGGGCCGGCCGAGUAAGAAGUUGCCGAAGCGAGGGGCUUCUACGCUGGGCAUGGAGCGCAUGGUUAUCGGCGUGGACGACAUGGUGCUUCUGCCGUCCGUGAGCGAGAACGGCAUCUUGGAAAACCUCAAGGCGCGGCACGGCGGCGACCAAAUCUACACGUUCAUCGGGCACGUGUUGGUGUGCGUGAAUCCAUACAAAUGGCUCGACAUAUACAACGAGAACAUGAUGCGGUACUACGCGCACAAGCAGCGCAUCGACGUGGUGCCCCAUGUGUUUGCCACCGCCGAGGAAACGUAUCGGACCAUGGUGCGUGACGAAGAGAACCAGUGCGUGAUCAUAUCCGGGGAGAGUGGCGCCGGCAAGACGGAAGCUUCCAAGCAGAUCCAGAACUACAUCGCGGGGAUCUCGGGCAGCGGCGAGGGCGUGGACAAGGUCAAGCGAACGUUUCUCGAGUCCAACCCAUUGCUGGAAGCGUUCGGGAACGCCAAGACCGUCCGAAACAACAACUCAAGUCGGUUCGGCAAGUACUUUGAGCUGCUUUUUGACGCGGCAGGACGGCCGCAAGGAGGCCACGUCACCAACUACCUGCUGGAGAAAUCCCGAAUCGUCAAGCCCGGGAAGGGCGAGCGCAACUUUCACAUCUUUUACCAGCUUCUCGCGGGGCUCCCGGACGCCGCGCGCACUUCGUUUGGACUUUCCAGCAAAGCUAGCGACUUCCAGUACCUCCGAGCGUCGGGGUGUUAUACCGUGGACGACCUGAACGACGCCGACGAGUUCCACGCGACCAUGGCCGCCAUGCAGCAUGUAGGCAUCAAGAAGAAGCAAAUCGAGUUGGUCGUGCAGAUGCUGGCUGGGAUUUUGCAUCUCGGCAAUGUCAACUUUGAACCUGUCCAAGUGCAAAAUGCCGAAGGAAGUCGAGUGGCUUUAAAUGAAGCUACAGAGUCGUCGUUGGACCUCGCGUGCCGGCACUUGGGACUUACGGCGCCCGAACUCAGUCGCGCGUUCUGCUACAAGUGGCUGCAUACCAUGGCCCCGGGCGGGAAAGUCGAGAGCUACGAAGUGCCCCAGAAUCCCGACCAGGCCACGAGUCAGCGCGACGCGAUCGCCAAGUUUCUGUACGCAUCCGUGUUUGAUUUCCUAGUCGAGCGCAUCAACAAUGCACUGGAUGUGGACAACACCCUUCACAAAGCGGCCGACUUGGCGAGUAUUGGCAUCCUCGACAUUUAUGGGUUUGAGAUCUUCGACUCGAACGGGUUUGAGCAGUUUUGCAUCAAUUAUGUCAAUGAAAAGCUGCAGCAAAUCUUCAUCGAGCUCACGUUGCAGUCGGAGCAGGCCGAGUACGCUCGCGAAGGAAUUACAUGGACGCCGAUUCCGUUCUUCAACAACAAGGUCGUGUGCGACUUGAUCGAGGGCAAGGGUCCCCCCCCCGGCAUCUUUUUUAUUCUGGACGACACGAUCAAAACCAUGCACAGCCAGCACGGCGACGGCGUGGACCUGACCUUUCUCGAGAAAAUGGCUAGAGUGCACAAGGGCCACGCGCACUUUUCCAAGCGCGGACGCCAGUUUGAGAUCAAGCACUAUGCGGGAAAUGUGCAGUACAGUGUGCUCGGGUUUGGGGAAGCCAAUAAGGAGAGUCUCACCAACGAUGUGAUGGCGUUGGUGCACCAAAGCUCCAAUAAACUGAUCCAGUACCUGUUUCAUCAGACCAAUGAAGAAGGAGAUGAGAGUCACCCGGGACGGAAGAAGCUGGCGCUGACCGCGGGCACCAAGAUCCGGACGCAGUGCGCGGCGCUUGUGGCGGCGCUCAUGGACUGCCAGCCGCAUUACGUGCGCUGUAUCAAAUCUAAUGAUCGCAAGCAGCCCAACAACAUUGACGACAAGCGAGUGCUGCACCAAAUCCAGUACUUGGGGCUGCUGGAAAACGUCAAAGUUCGCCGGGCGGGGUACGCGUACCGCGGCGACUACGGCCGUUUCUUAGAUCGAUUCAAGUGGCUGGCCAAGGAAACAUCGCGGGAAUUCAGCGGCAAGGACGCGGCGGGAUGCAAGUACAUCGUGAAGGCGGCUCAGAAGGACAUCCCCGCGCUUCAAGAUGAAGUCCAGUGGGGCCAGACGAUGCUGUUUAUCCGGACGCCCGAGGCGUUCUUCGCGCUCGAGAAGCUCCGGGAGCGGACGUUUGGGGUGUUUGUGAGUCGCAUUCAGCGGGCGUGGACCAAGUACGCCGGGCGGCGGCACCUGCUGCAGCUGAGCGCCGACAUCUCCAAGCUGUACGCCAAGCAGGGCAAGGGCCGGCAACGCGUGAGUUUAUACCGACCAUUCGACACAGAUUACUGCCGAGACAGUCAAGUUCGGGCGGCGAUUCUGGCGGUUUUGCAGUACCACGGCGACGACACCUCCAAGUUGCUCUUCUGCGACAACGUUGACAAGAUCUCAAAGCUGGGCAUCCGACAGCCCAACUUUUACUUGGUCGUUACUGCCUCUGCCAUGUACAUUUUGGAAGGCCAAGAUCCAGCAUCAUCGGUGGACCCAAAGGCAGUCGUACCGCCGCUCGUGAGCUUACGCCGCCGUCUGCCGCUGUCCGCCAUCGAAGGCAUCGUCAUGUCCCCGUUCGCAGAUCCGUUCUUGGUGCUCCGGAUCACGCAGACCCCCGUCCUCCCCACACCAGACGUUUCCCACUGGAAGGAUAACAAGAGCUCGGCUUCAUGUAUGGCCACCAACAAGAAGUUCUCGCUCUUUACGAGGCGCCACCACUGCCGCGUCACGGGCAACUUGUACUGCGCCGACGUCGUGUCCAACCUGCACCCGGUGCCCGACCGAGGGUGCUACACCCCGGUCCGAGUCGUGGACUCGGUGGUUGGGUAUUUUUCCACAGACAUGGCCGAGGACGUGUGCUUGGCGUCCGAGAAGAAGACGGAGAUCGCCGUCGUGAUUGUGAAUGCGCUGCGCACCAUCUCCAUCACAUUUGACAAGGCCAUUCGACUGCGCACCGCGUCCGUCCUCUCCACGAGUCCGUCGGACACGCUCACGUUUGAGACCGGCGCCGCCACAGCCAUCACGGUCCGGCCGGGCAACAUCGUCAUCACCGUGGCCGCGGCGGACCAAGUGCCCGCGCAGUACCUGGAGGCGCGCAAGAAGCGCGAGCGGAGGCGGAAGAAGCAGCGCGACGCCCAGCGCGCGGCGGACGAAGCCAUCCGCACCGCCCGGCGGGAAGUGCGCGAAAAGGAGCGAGAGGAGGAGCGGCUCCGGCGAGUGGCCGAAAAGAAGGCGCGCAAGGCGUCGGAGCGUGCGAAACGAUCGAGUUCGGGGGGCAACCUCGCCACGAACGGCGCCAACGUCCGGAAAUUUGGCGAACAACUUGCUCUACCGCAGAGCAACGCCACCUCGGAGCUGGCCGCGGCGUUGGCGCGUCGACGGGGGAAUUGACGGACCAAGUGCUUGCAGUAUUGUUGGCGCGAUAAGGUUUUAGCAAUAUUUUAAAGUAUUUGCGCUGGUCUGGAUGAUGCCAAGUGAUAAAUAAAUCUAUCAGAAAGCUUGCAA
Molecule: messenger RNA, 3583 nt
Organism: Aphanomyces astaci
Lineage: Eukaryota; Oomycota; Saprolegniomycetes; Saprolegniales; Verrucalvaceae
Exons: 7
Coding region: 47-3469 (1140 amino acids)
Biological process (GO): actin filament organization; vesicle transport along actin filament
Cellular component (GO): microvillus; actin cytoskeleton; vesicle
Molecular function (GO): actin filament binding; microfilament motor activity; metal ion binding
Source: RefSeq, a predicted model, not a curated record